CAACGACACUGCUUUUGAUGACAGUGGUCUGGCUGUUGGCCCAGUGGCCCAUCAUCUUUGAACACAUUCAGGCGGAUCCUGAGGAUGAGAAUAGGACGAGGACAUCUCCCCACAGACAGUACGGAGUACGGCCUUCCUGUACCCUACUCGCAAGGGAAAUGUCUAGUUUGAGUCCUCUGUACGGGCAGUUUACCACUAUCACUAGAAUUCACUCCUGCCAAUUCUUCAAUCGUCGAGUAGUGACUAUCGAACCAGAUGCAAUCUUCAUUCCAGCCUCCACCACCAAUCAAGGCUUACCUGCGCCCAGGCUAGCGACCCCCUACUCACCUCGUCUUUGACACCACACCAGGGCAGUGACACUAAUAAGACACCACUGGAUCACAGGAUUAGCGCCUCCCGCCCGGUUUCGCAAGGAAUGUUGAUCGGUGACCAGAAAUGCGCCCAGCCACUGAGCGAUCCGACCACCACCAUGGCCAAACCAUACGACCCACCCGACUCUGAUGUUGCCCGUCUGUGCCCGCCUCGUCUUGCUUCAUCCUGAUGGGUCUAAACCCAAAUCAACGCAUGGGCCGACUCGUCAUCCUGACUCCUCAUGCCACAGCCCAUGGGUCAGGCUUUGCCAACUUUUGACGCACCCAUAGUGGGCCCUUGCUAUUGAUGGCGUUCUAUUCGAAGCACCUUGACGACCAGGUUCAGCAAAGCGUUUUCUUUUGCCCCACUCGCAUGGGUGACAUGGGUCGGGCAAGGUUGGUGCGUCUUGCUCCAUCCUUCAAACCUUGCCUUCUUGAGACGAACACUACCGUCAUAUCCAGCAAAGCGCUAUAUCGCCCGCCUACGAUUCAUAAUAUCAGCUUCACCACCACUUCCAGACCUACACAACACCAUUCACCUCUCAUCACAAUACCUUUUCCCUUUAUCAUCCAUCUUCUACCUUUGUCUUGUCUCCAGUCCUUCCUUUACUCGACUGAAUCAACUCCUCAAACAUCUCCAUCCGAUUUGUGGCCAUAGACUUUCCAGAGGAAAUUACCGGUCCCUAUCCAUCUCCCGGCUCUUUUACUGUUUUCCUGUCAUCCCCCUCGUCUCUGGACACUUCUGGACCCAUGUUUUGAACAGCCUUUGUUUGUCUUUGGUCUCUUGUCGACUCCAUCCUUUCCUAGGACAAGUACUACGUACUUUUGGGCUCUCCCAUAAUGAUUGGGACACUCCCGCCGCCUCAACUCACACCUCUUGCACCAGAGGAUAGACUUGGAUUGUUACUCGCUGGCCGAUUGGAACUCGUGUCCAUCCUUGGAGUCGGUGCCUACGGAGUCGUCUAUCGCGCCGUCGACCUUCUUACCAAUAAUCUCUACGCGGUCAAAGCCCUCCCCAAGCUUGGAUUGGACCCCAGACAGCGACGGUUCCAGAAACGCGAAAUUGCCCUGCAUCACCAAGCCAGCCAACAUCCCAAUGUCCUCUCUUUGCUUCGCAUCUUGGACUGCCCGGAGUGCACUUAUUGCGUGAUUGAGUAUUGUCCCGAGGGCGACUUGUUCACCAACAUCACCGAACUAGGCCACUUCGUGGGCGACGACCAAUUGGCCAAGCACGCAUUUCUCCAGAUCUUGGAUGCGGUUGAGUAUUGCCACUCCAUUGGUAUCUACCAUCGGGAUCUGAAGCCUGAGAACAUCCUUCUUACCGACGAUGGCACCACUGUGAAACUCGCCGACUUUGGAUUGGCUACCACGGAUCGCGUCACAUCGGACUUUGGCUGUGGAUCCACCUUUUACAUGUCCCCAGAAUGCCAACAGCCUUCUCCAAGAACACAUGGUCGUUAUGCCGCUGCGCCCAACGAUGUAUGGAGCCUUGGCGUCAUUUUGGUCAACUUGACCUGUGGACGUAACCCCUGGAAAAAGGCCUCGUCCGAGGAUUCCACUUUCCGCGCGUUUCUAAAGGAUCCCAAGUUCUUGAGCACCAUUCUGCCCAUCUCGUUUGAGCUGAACUUGAUCUUGCGACGCAUUUUCGAAUGUGACCCCGACAAGAGGAUCACGAUCCAGGAACUCCGCGAGGCCAUCAUCGACUGUCCCCGGUUGACCACUCUGGCUUAUCCCGACAACCAACCUCCAACUCCUCCUCUAUCCCCUCAACACUUUGUGGACUCCGCGGACUGUGCCAGUGUGGCCCUUCCUUCGCCAUCUUAUCCCCAGGAGCCCCAAUCACCCCUCAGCUUCCAGACCUCGCCUCCGGCAUGGUCGCCCUACCAGUCGCCUCCAUCAAAGCAAGUGUCCUCGUGUUCCUCCCUCUCAGUGGACUCUGGCUAUGAAUCUGAGGUUUCGUACGCUGAUAUUGGCCCCUGCAAUCAACCUUUGAACUUCUACGGCAACGUUAUUCCCCUCAACGACCACGAAAAAACAUUUUAUUCCCCACCUGGAUAUGCACCCGCCGUUGCUACCUAUUAAUCUUCGACUUUGUUCUAUAUAUACUGGACGGUCCCCGAAACGCUGUUAUGAUUUGACCGAACCUUCGACCCCUCGGAAUUGACCCGUUCCAAGGAGGUCCAUCCACCAAGAAUAUAUACCGAUCUGUUUGACAUGGAUCUUUUUUCUCGAAAAGUGCUUUGGAGACGUAGCGAUUUAAUUUCGACCUCGGAGCAUUUGAUGGAGUUUUGAUAUCUGGAGGGAAGGAUUGUCUGGUGCAUGACCUUUGGUCGUCACACUUUGUUGGUGGACUCGUGGAAAAACACUCAUGGAGAAAGUGGUGCAUCACGAUUUGGCGUCUUCUGUUUGUCACUCAAAAUCCAAGUGCUGGGCGAGAUGACACUGGUCACAGGCGAGGGCGGGCUAGACGACUUGACUUUCUACCUCGACAUUUUUUGUAUAUUCACAACCAGGCUUGCUCCCAGGGUUUCCAGGAUCCACGAAGGCCACGGUCCAAAAUGGUCAGCCUGGAAAGAUCCGGUCAAAACCUGGAGUUCUGCGCCUUGUGUGUCCUGGGACCCUAGGCGAAGGGCCCUCUAUAUUGAACAUAUGUACAUAACCAUUCAAAAUUGUUCAAACCAUUUGUAACCCUG
Molecule: messenger RNA, 3043 nt
Organism: Exophiala mesophila
Lineage: Eukaryota; Fungi; Ascomycota; Eurotiomycetes; Chaetothyriales; Herpotrichiellaceae
Exons: 3
Coding region: 1191-2432 (413 amino acids)
Biological process (GO): protein phosphorylation; intracellular signal transduction
Molecular function (GO): protein serine/threonine kinase activity; ATP binding
Source: RefSeq, a predicted model, not a curated record